AGCUGGAGAGCAAGUGGGCCAUGUUGGGUACCCUGAUCCAGGAGUAUGGGCAGCUUCAGCGGUGCCUGGACAACAUGGAGAACCUGUUGAAGAACCACAAUUUCUGGAUCCUACGUUUCCCGCCAGGCACCAAGGGGGAGGCAACAAAGGUCCCAUUGCUGUUUGAUGACGUCGCCUGCAAUUUCUUGGAGCAAGAGUGGAGCGGUCUCAACGAAAGCGAGAAGGUUCUUUAUCGCCACAUCAUGAUGCACAAUUACCAGGUGGUGGUCUCUGUCGGUAAGAGCGGGCUGGCGUCAGGACUAGGCCCGCAGAGAUCAGCCGCAGGAAUCUCGGAGACAAACUAGGCUGCGUGCAGAUCAGAACAUGGAUCCAUGGAAGCUCAGUAGCUUCGCCCGGAGAGGGGCAGUGAGUGCUGCAUCCUGGGCUGCGUCCAGAGAAGGAAGUGUCCACCUAAGGGUGCCAUAGACCUCCAUUUCCCAUUCUUUUUUUUUCUUCAAAGUUUUUUAUUUUUUUUUACAUAUUUUAACUUCUUUUAUAAACCAAGUGUUCUCCUGGUUUUCCCCCCUUUACAUCUUCUAUUAUGCAUAGUACAUUUUACAUCAUAUUUCCAUUUUACAUUUCAGUCAUCUUAUUUUUAUUUCAUAUUCUCCCGCUUAAUUUUAAUUUCUUCUUAAUAUUAGACAGUAUCAUUAUUGGCCUCUAAAAAUAAUCAAAUUUAACAUAUCAUUUCCAUCUAUUAUUCUACGUUACUAUUAAUGACAUAUA
Messenger RNA from Thamnophis sirtalis, 765 nucleotides. The record is from RefSeq and is a predicted model, not a curated record. NCBI's taxonomy places the organism in Eukaryota, Metazoa, Chordata, Lepidosauria, Squamata, Natricidae.